CCUGGAAUCGUGUCUCCAUUUAAACGGGUCUUUCUGAAGGGGGAGAAAGGGCGCGACAAGAAGGCCCAGGAGAAGGUGACGGAGCGGAGGCCGCUGCAUACGGUGUCGCCGUCGCCUGCUGAGCACCGCGUGGACCCAGACGUGCUGCUGAACGAUUAUAUCGAGAAAGAGGUCAAGUAUUUGGGGCAGUUGACCUCCAUCCCUGGAUACCUCAACCCCUCCAGCCGGACAGAAAUCCUACAGCUUUUAGACAAUGCAAAGAGACUGCAUCACCUCCCCGCACAGCUGACCCAGGAGCACGACGCUCUCAUCAGCCUGUCCGCCUACAACGUCAAGGUGGUAUGGAGGGACAGAGAGGACAUCAUUCUCAGGGUUCCCAUUCACGACAUUGCGGCCGUCUCCUACAUCCGAGACGACUGCCUGCACUUGGUGCUUCUCAAAACCGCGCCGGAUCCCGGAAUCUCUCCCAGUCAGAGUCUGUCUGCAGAGAGUGCCAAAGUCCCUGACGUCCAGUCAUUGUCGGAGUGCGGGAGCUGCCCCGUGGAGUCAUGCUGCCUGGUUAUCCUGGCCACGGAGAACAAGGCCGCUGCAGAGGAGCUCUGUACUCUCUUGGGACAGGUCUUCCAGAUUGUCUACACCGAAUCCACCAUGGACUUCUUGGACCGGGCAAUAUUCGAUGGUGCAUCUACACCCACCCGUCAUCUGUCAUUACACAGCGACGAUUCUUCCAGCAAAGUAGAGGCGAAGGAAUCCUACGAGCUGGAGGCCGGAGCUUUCUCCUUCCAGGAGUCUCCUGACGCCGAUGGAAAUUCUCCUCCUCAUAACAAGACGGCCAGCGAGAGCGAACUCAGCACUUCAGCAGCAGAGCUGCUCCACGAUUACAUGAUGACUCUGAGGACCAAGCUGUCUUCGGAAGAGAUCCGACAGUUUGCGAUGCUUCUCCACGAGUACCGGAACGGAGCCUCCAUUCUCACGAGUUCUGCAUUAAUCUCCGACAACUGUACGGGGACAGCCGGAAAUUUCUGCUUCUGGGUCUCCGCCCAUUUAUACCUGAGAAGGACAGUCAGCAUUUCGAGAAUUUCCUAGAAACCAUCGGCGUGAAGGACGGGCGCGGGCAUAAUCACAGACAGCUUCGGUAGGUACAGACGGACUAUGAGCACCGCUUCAAACUCCACCACCAACGGCAACGGUGCGACGGAAGGCUCAGACGACCAGUCCGUGCCCUCGGAAGGAGACGAGUGGGACCGCAUGAUUUCAGACAUCAGUAAUGACAUAGAGGCUCUGGGAUGUAGCAUGGACCAAGAUCCGCCCCAAGGAUCUACAACUUCCUGA
Molecule: messenger RNA, 1332 nt
Organism: Staurois parvus
Lineage: Eukaryota; Metazoa; Chordata; Amphibia; Anura; Ranidae
Source: the annotation of a GenBank genome assembly